This is a messenger RNA of Lytechinus pictus (painted urchin), 2417 nucleotides long. Its product is annotated as methyltransferase-like protein 25B. The coding region runs from base 253 to 2148 and encodes 631 amino acids. Lineage: Eukaryota; Metazoa; Echinodermata; Echinoidea; Temnopleuroida; Toxopneustidae. The record is from RefSeq and is a predicted model, not a curated record. The transcript has 10 exons.
CUGCCGACUGAGCUAAACGACCUUAGCCGGGCUAUCUGGGAGAACUGUAGGCCAUGUAUUAAAUGACUGACAAUUGUUGAAGUUAAACGUCAGUAAAGUCGAUUCUUAUAAUUUAUUUUGUACAUGCCUUUCUACUAGUGUACAUAUACAUAUACACAACUGUGUGUACAAAUAUCAACGACAGAAGCAGACUGGAUACAGAGUCUACUGCUCUCGAUCUUUCGUGGGUGGUUUCAAUUCGAGAUCUCUAGAAUGCCAACUCGGGUCGCCUGUUCAAGUGACACAGUGUCACAGCUCAGAAUAUAUGCAAGGCAGCUUCACACCCUUAUUGAAGAAUACCAAGAACUCAUCAACUCCCAUGUUGUAGAGUUCUUCGUAAAGAAUCGAUGGGAGGUAUUCCCUGAGUCCUGGCAAGCAGCCCUUGAUGGCUUACCACCAGAUAUCAUGGCUAAUCAGUUACUAGAUCAUGAGAUGCAUCAGCAGCCCCAGACUGUUUGGCCACUGUCCCUCUUGGCAUACCGUGCUGCCACACAAGCCCUGGCGCUGGACACGACCCCUACGGCCGGUGAUUCCCUCAGCAUUAAAAUGGACCCAGCCCUGAAGCCGAUCGAUCUACUAUGCAGACUACAUGUCAAAGCGAAGAAGAAACAUGAAAUCUUACGCUUGGCCGAGGUGAUCAAUUCUGCAUCCAGGAAAGCGGGAACUGAGAGGGUGGUUGAUGUAGGAUCAGGUCAAGGUCAUCUAUCAAGGUUACUCUCCUUUGGUUAUGGUCUCAAGGUCACCAGUAUUGAGGCCGUUGGUUGUCAUUUGACAGGUGCAGCCAAGGUAGACAAGAAAAUAAAGACCAUUAUCCAGAAGAGAAUAGAAAGGCAAUCUGAACAACCCGUUGAUAGUAUUCCCCACACACUUCCGCAGCAUGUAGAAUGCACCGUUCACCCCCAGAUAACCCCUGAAGAGUUCCUUAAUGUCAUAAACCACCAAUCAGCUGUAAGCAAUGACUCGGACCAGUCUAAGAAGCACAGGAAGCAGGGUGCAGCUCAUUGUGCCGAGGGACAAAACCUUGAGGUUAUGUCACCUGUAGAGAAGUCUACUGAAGCACCUACCAGUCUUGAUCACUUCUUAGAUAUACCUCCACCUUUGGGGCGUCCAGAUCAUGAUCCAACGAAAGAGUCCAGUAAUGCUUGCCUUGAUAGGGUCAAUGAAACAUCAACGCUUCAUCCGUUGGUGUCAGAGGACAGAAGCUCUGAUGCGUUUGUGUUAGCUGGCCUUCAUACAUGCGGUGACUUGGUCCCGACGAUGCUGCGAGUGUUUUCCAAGUGUCCCCAGGCCCGGGCUUUGACCUCGGUCUCGUGCUGUUACAUGAAGAUGAAAUGCGCGCUACCGGAAGCAGUUCCGUCACCUUCUGCAAAUUCCUUGGAACCUGUUCAAAAUGGCGACUUGAGAAAGAUGAUCCAUUCAGAUUCUUUGCAAGAGUCCCCCAUACUAACUGAGAGCCAUGACAGACUGGAAUUUCCAAGAGAAACAUCAGACUCAGAUAAUAACAGUUAUUCCAUGGAUGAUUAUUCAACACUGAAUUUGAAGGGUUACCCCAUGAGUAAGUUUGUUCAGAGUCUUGGUGGGGAAACCAUCGAGUUUACAGCUAUGGAACUAGCCUGCCAUUUCCUUGAAAGCUACCACAAGCGGUUAAAAGCCUCAGAUGCCAACCUGAUUCUCCAUGGGUAUCGUGCAACCUUAGAAGUCAUCAUACACGGCUUUGAUCCCGGGAUGACCCAGUCUCACUCGGGCAUUUGUAGAAUCAAGAAAGCAGUGGCUAGUGUCAGAAAACCCCACCUCAAGACAUUUCAAGAGUAUGCUUCUGGCGUGCUUGGUGCUCUGGGCAUUCCAUGUGAAGACCACCGCCUGGCGGAACUGGAAGAAAUGUGCCGACCAGAAUGGACCAAUGUCAUUACUUUCCACGUGCUUCGUAGUAUGAUGGGUCCCAUAGUAGAGAGUUUCCUAUUGCUGGAUAGGGUCCUCUAUCUCUUUGAUCAAGGUAUAGAGAGCAAACUAGUUCCUGUUUUCGAUGCAAGUAUCUCUCCAAGGAACUUUGCACUGGUGGCAAUAAAGGAUGAUGACCAUAAGCUGAGUUCUACAAAUCUUAAAAGAUGAUAGAUGUUGUCACAUUAGUGAACAACUUUGAUGAAAUAAUUGCAAGAAUUACUGCUUCUCUGCAUACUGAUGUACUCGACAGCCAUAAAGCCUAUGAUUUGUUUUGGUAAAUCCGCAAAAAGGGCUUGUUCCUCCAUGUAUUGAAUUCAUUACUAGAUUAUAUAAAUUUAUAUGACCCAAAAUUGUGUUUUAUUGUAUUUUAUUGAAUUCACUUCAAUCAUGUGCCCGACUGGACUUAAAAUUUCAGGCUAUAAUCUUUUUUUUGUAUC